AUGGCCGACGCUCGCCUGCUGGAGGAGCUCGAAAACUUCGCUACGCGGCCAGAUAUCCUAAUCAUGGGCGACUUUAACGCGCCCCAUAUUGACUGGAGCCCAACCCAUGCGAAUAGCUCAGAACAGACCUUCGAUAGGAGUUUUCUGAACACGGCAUUGAAGCUAUUUCUCACUCAACACGUCAUGUUACCAACUAGAGUAUGCGAAGGCCAACAAGCCAACUGCCUUGAUCUUGUCCUUACGAAGUCACAGGACAGCAUUGAUGAGGUGUCAUGCCUACCCCCCUUAGGUAAAAGUGACCACGUCGUUCUCCUAUGGGAUUACUCGUUUUUUUCCAUGCCCAAGAAACCCGGGACAGUUAGAAGAAACCUUUGGCGCGGGGAUUUCAACCAAAUGAGGGCUGAAAUUUUACGCAUUGAGUGGGAGUCCAUAUUUGCUGGGAGCAUACUCGAAGACUGGCAACGGUUCCGAGAAAUUCUGCACGAGCUGAUCGUAAACCACUGUCCGCUUUCACGGAAGAGGUUAACUAACAGACCUCGAUGGCUUACGCAAGCCUUGAAGAAUGAAGUUAAUAAAAAACGACGGCUGUGGAAAAAACCGCUUUCUGACAGGAGCCCCACAUCUAUAUGCGCGUACAAAAUUCAAAGAAAUCGAGUCAAGGGUCUUAUCCUCAAAACUAGAAAGGAAUUUGAACGGGAUCUGCUUAACCGUGCCGCGGAGAACCCUAAAUUAUUCUACGGUUACAUUAGGCAGUGCACGCGGAACAAGGACCCAAUACCCCUGCUAAGGACUGCUGAAGGCGAACAUCUCACUGACGACAGGGCGAAAGCUGAUCACCUUUCAGAAUUUUUUCGGUCUGUGUUUAGUAGCGAAACAGGAUUCAACCCUUCGGCCCCUCAAUCCUUCGAAGACACCCCAAUUAUAGAGACCGUCCAGUUCACUGAGGGUACGGUUCUGAAGGAGUUGCUGAGGCUAAAGGAAUCCAAAUCACCAGGUCCCGAUGAGAUUCCGGCGAAGAUUUUGAAGGAACUCGCCGGUGAGUUGUCUAAGCCACUCUCCAUGCUUUUCCAUACAUCCUUCGAGACCGGAUAUCUGCCACCCGACUGGAAGUCGGCGUGGAUUACGCCGCUGUACAAGGGUGGAAGUCGGAUCUCUGCGAACAAUUACAGACCGGUCAGCCUCACCUCCAUUUGCUGUAAGAUUAUGGAGAAGAUAAUAAAGCAACAACUAAUGCAGUUCCUUGAACAAAACCAUUUGCUUUCCGAUUCUCAGCAUGGAUUCCGAAAGGCAGAUCCUGUGUGACAAACCUGCUCUACUGUCUGGAACACUGGACUAGGGCCGUUGAUAGAGGAGAUAUGGUGCAUGCCAUCUAUAUCGACUUUAAAAAGGCCUUCGACAGUGUGCCUCACCACCGCCUUCUAUACAAACUUAGCCGUGCAGGAGUGCGGGGUAAGCUUCUGAUGUGGAUUCGGAGUUUUUUAAUCGGCCGCUCUCAAGCCGUCCACGUCGUUGACCAACAAUCUGCCGAGGUUGCCGUUAAGAGUGGUGUUCCCCAAGGCUCUGUUCUUGGCCCUACGCUGUUCCUCGUAUAUGUCAAUGACUGCGCAAACGAACUGAAUUGCGAUGUCGCAAUGUUUGCCGAUGACAUAAAGAUCUGGAGUACCAUACGAAGCGAAGUUGACGAGGCGCGACUGCAGACAAGUCUGGACCACCUCGAGCAAUGGUCAAAAGACUGGCUUCUACCGUUCAACGUAAACAAGUGUACUUUCCUGCGCGUCGGCAGAACCAGUUCUCCUAACCACACGGUCUACCGUCUGACUGGCAAACCACUGCAAGAAGUCGAAGCCCAGAAGGACUUGGGUGUAUGGAUCACCACCUCGCUUAAGCCUUAG
Messenger RNA from Spirometra erinaceieuropaei, 1892 nucleotides. Lineage: Eukaryota; Metazoa; Platyhelminthes; Cestoda; Diphyllobothriidea; Diphyllobothriidae. The record is from the annotation of a GenBank genome assembly.